AUGCCUGAUCAUGGCACCGGCCAGAAGUUCACCACCGCCACCAUCAUAGUAGCAGGUGUCGCGUCUAUAGUAGCAACGCUACUGUCGAUGAUCUCAAUAUGGCUCCAAGCAAAGAACUAUCGCAAACCGCUGCUGCAGCGCUAUGUCGUCCGCAUUCUCCUCAUGGUGCCCAUCUACUCGAUCGCGUCGUGGACGAGCAUGGUUUCUUUAAAGGCCGCCGCCUUCGUGGACCCAAUCCGAGACAUCUACGAGGCGUUUACCAUCUACACCUUUUUCCAGCUUCUUAUCAACUACAUGGGCGGAGAGCGAGCGGUCAUCAUCAUCACCCACGGUCGGGCUCCGGUCCAUCAUUUGUGGCCCAUGAACCAUUUCCUGCCCAAGGUGGAUAUCUCAGACCCGUAUACCUUCUUGGCCAUCAAGCGGGGCAUCCUUCAAUAUGCAUGGCUCAAGCCCAUCCUGGCUGUCGCAGCGAUCAUCAUGAAGGCUACAGAUACCUAUCAGGAGGGAUACAUUGGAGCUAAAUCCGGCUAUUUCUGGAGUGGUAUCAUCUACAACAUCAGUGUCACAGUCAGCUUGUACUCUCUUGGACUGUUUUGGGUUUGCAUGCACCGGGACCUGGUACCGUUUCGGCCGGUCCCCAAGUUCUUGUGUAUCAAGCUUAUCAUCUUUGCUUCCUAUUGGCAGGGAUUCUUCCUGUCGAUUCUAGUCUGGCUCAAUGUCAUCCCGGACGACGUUCAGGGCUACACCCGCGACAAUCUUGCUGCGGCUAUCCAGGACGCUCUUAUCUGCGUGGAAAUGCCCAUUUUCGCCGUCGCCCAUUGGUAUGCCUUCUCUUGGCAUGAUUUUGCCGACAACCGCAUCCAAUCGGCUCGUAUGCCACUCAAUUAUGCCUUCCGUGACGCAUUCGGAGUCAAAGACCUCAUUGAAGAUUCCAAGGAGACAUUUAGGGGAGACAACUACGGUUACCGAUUCUUCGACUCUGGAGACAGGAUCAUGGCGCAUGAAGACUCCAGGUCAAGAUUUGCUAGAUUAAGAGAAGGGAUGCGGUACGAACGCGGAGGUAAAGGGAAAUAUUGGAUUCCCAAACCAGGAGAGGUGAAUGCGACAUCGCCGUUGCUGGGCAAUGGCAAUGGAUCCUCCAGUUCCACUCGCCCUGAUCAGUUGAAUGAGAACGCACAUGGCACAUUUGAGGAGCCUGAAAUUGAUGCCGAUGACGAGCAUCUAUAUGACAACGCCCGGCAGCUAGAAUAUGGGGAUUGGAAUUACCCAGUUGUUACUGCGAGCGAGCCACUCAGGGAGCGUUAUGCCUCCUGGGCAAGCAACUCAGAAACCAGACUCUACUCUUCCCCAUCUCACGCUCCUACGCCGUCACGUAACAACUCAGCCAGUUCAUUGCACCGGCAGGACCAGCACACCGAAUCAGAGCAACCGCCUCCAGUGGUUGUUAUCAAGAAGAAGAAGAAGUCAAAGAAGACUGUGCAGCACACAGAACCGAGUCCAUCUGAUGUAAAACCUCAUCAGGAAGACCAGAGCAGUGCUAGAGCAACACCGAGCUACGAUGGGAACCAGAGUCCCGCCAUAGAAGAGCACCAGCCAUGGGCCUCUACCGACCACGAAGAUGUACACGACCAUUCGCCCAGUUAUCAAGUUCCAGACUCUGACGAAUUCCGUAAUGUUUGGGAUGGCGAUAAAUAA
Messenger RNA from Trichoderma harzianum CBS 226.95, 1695 nucleotides. RefSeq lists its product as hypothetical. The record is from RefSeq and is a predicted model, not a curated record. Bases 1 to 1695 code for a protein of 564 amino acids. Lineage: Eukaryota; Fungi; Ascomycota; Sordariomycetes; Hypocreales; Hypocreaceae. Gene Ontology annotation, biological process: transport. Gene Ontology annotation, molecular function: transporter activity. The transcript is spliced from 3 exons.